Molecule: messenger RNA, 1169 nt
Organism: [Torrubiella] hemipterigena
Lineage: Eukaryota; Fungi; Ascomycota; Sordariomycetes; Hypocreales; Clavicipitaceae
Source: the annotation of a GenBank genome assembly
CACGCUUUCUAGCCAACAACUCAACCUAUUCGUUGCUAUCGCUGCAUCGAACAGGAUCCUACACAGAGCACGAUGGCCUCAAAAUCAUUAAGUCAUGACGAGUUCUUCUCGAAACUCGGAGCGCUCUUAAGCUCUCGCCAGUCAAGCCAGCAUGGCGCCAUUUACCUGGUCCAGAAGCGAUUGUCGUACGGCCAGGACGCCGAAAUGAGCGACGCAAAGGAGGGUCAGACAGAGGAGCAACUUACGCAGUCACCAGUCAUCGUGCGGGCCACGAAUGGCAAGUCGAAACGAAACAGAGCCGAAAAAAUAAAGAUAUCGACGGUUGUAGAGCCCGGAGAUUUGGAGGGAUUCUACGUGCGAUACGGUGAAGUCUGCAAGACAGGCAUGACAGCGCUGAAGCCUCGAGACCGAAGCAAGAAGAAGGCCAAGGCCAAAAAAAAGAAGACGGCAGCAGCAUGAGCAUACUUAUAGCGUUGUCCAAAAUAUAUCCAAUUGUUCAAAAAUUUCAAAAUCUCAUUCUUCAUAUGCGAUAUAUGUCUAGGAAUACGCUUAGAGAAGUCGAAAGGUGAGUCGCUCUGAAAUAUGCGGACUCUACGGCCUUCACGUUAUAUGCGGACACAAGAGUGAAUGAAUGAAAUAUGAAAAAGAUUGCAUGAAAAUCUGAGUACAUAGCCCAAUUUCUUUUUCGUACAAAAAAUAUCAAAGCAUCCGAAAUAACAAGGCUCCAUACCAUCAAAAACUGAGUUACAUCAAGUAUAGUGGCCAUCAAACUCCACCGAAUACCACAAGCUAUUUACAUUGCUUUCGCGCUGUAAACAUAGGGUGUCGUGCGAAUUCCUCCAGACAUAGGUUUCCAUUUCAAUUCUGGCUUACAUGAUUUGGUCUUGGGUGAGGCCGGCAUGAGCGUCAGUCUCCAUACUCUCAGGACCAGGCUGCUGGGGCUGCUGCUGGUUCAUGUACUUGACAAAGCUCAAGUUGAGAGGGCGGCCACCAUACUGGUAACCUUGGAAUUUGGAAAUGGCGGUCUCAGCGUUGUCUUCGGAAUCAAAUCGGACAACACCAGAACCUCUGGAGCGACCACUGGGCUCAUACUGAAUCUCGGCUUGCUCGACCUUACCAAUCGUGGUAAAGAGCUCGAUGAGAUCUUCGUUGCUAGUGGACCAGGGCAG